AGGUUAGUGAAGGAGCUGGAGGCCCAGGAAGACAGGCCACCCUCUCCAGAUUUAGCUCUGAAGGGAGGGGACAGAGAGAUCCAGCAUUACGGCUCUGAAGGAACCUAUGGUUUAAAGGUAGAAACAGGGCAAGGCAAGGCUCGGAGAGAGAGAGGGUUAAACCACUGUUAAGGAAUCAGGCUCAGUCUUCUGAACUUCCCUCCGAGGCAAAGCUCUCUUCUGCCGGGCUGGACCCUCUUUCUGGAGGGAUUUUAUUUUGGAAGACAUGGAUCUUGCCGCCAACGAGAUCAGCAUCUAUGACAAACUGUCAGAGACUGUUGAUUUGGUGAGACAGACAGGCCAUCAGUGUGGAAUGUCCGAGAAGGCAAUCGAAAAAUUUAUCAGACAGCUACUGGAAAAGAAUGAACCUCAAAGGGGACCACCCCAGUACCCUCUCCUUAUAGCCAUGUAUAAGGUCCUCCUAACUCUGGGAUUACUCUUGCUCACUGCCUACUUUGUAAUUCAGCCUUUUAGCUCCUUAGCACCUGAGCCAGUGCUUUCUGGAGCUCACACCUGGCGCUCACUCAUUCAUCACAUUCGGCUGGUGUCCUUGCCCAUUACCAAGAAGUAUAUGCCAGAGAAUAAGGGCGUUCCUCUGCAAGGAAGACAGGAGGACAAACCCUUCCCAGACUUUGACCCCUGGUCAUCAAAUAAUUGUGAGCAGAAUGAGUCAGAGCCCAUCCCUGCCAACUGCACUGGCUGUGCCCAGAUAUUACCCCUCAAGGUAACGCUCCCAGAAGAUACUCCGAAGACUUUUGAAAGACUCCGUCCUCUGGUGAUCAAGACAGGACAGCCUCUGUUGUCUGCGGAGAUUCAGAGUUUCUCAUGUCAGUACCCUGAAGUCACAGAGGGCUUUACUGAGGGCUUUUUCAGCAAGUGGUGGCGCUGCUUUCCUGAGAGGUGGUUCCCAUUUCCUUACCCGUGGAGAAGACCUCUAAACAGAUCACAGAUUUUACGGGAACUUUUCCCUGUUUUUACCCAACUUCCAUUUCCAAAAGACGCCUCCUUAAACAAGUGCUUCCUGAUCCAGCCAGAACCUGUGGUGGGCAGCAAGAUGUAUAAGGUGCAUGACCUGUUUACUGUUGGCAGCGGGGAAGCCAUGCUGCAGCUCAUCCCUCCCUUCCAGUGCCGAAGACACUGUCAGUCCGUGGCCAUGCCGAUAGAGUCUGGGGAUAUUGGCUAUGCCGGUGCUGCCCACUGGAAGGUCUACAUCGUAGCCAGAGGGGUCCAGCCUUUGGUCAUCUGCGAUGGAACCACUCUCUCAGAACUAUAGGAAACAGCUGCUUGGAGACCUGAAACCCAGGCUGAAAAGGGUGUGGAGCGGGGAAUAAAAACACUGAAACACUU
Messenger RNA from Arvicanthis niloticus (Nile rat), 1386 nucleotides. It is a transcript of the gene C20H6orf89, whose product is annotated as chromosome 20 C6orf89 homolog. Gene Ontology annotation, cellular component: nucleolus; Golgi membrane. The record is from RefSeq and is a predicted model, not a curated record. Lineage: Eukaryota; Metazoa; Chordata; Mammalia; Rodentia; Muridae.